Molecule: messenger RNA, 1209 nt
Organism: Priapulus caudatus
Lineage: Eukaryota; Metazoa; Priapulida; Priapulimorpha; Priapulimorphida; Priapulidae
Product: ctenidin-1-like
Exons: 3
Coding region: 76-759 (227 amino acids)
Source: RefSeq, a predicted model, not a curated record
GAGUUGUGUGAGAACCUGUGACGGAGACAUCGGCGGCGCUUUCCCGAGAGGCGAUCGCUACAAAAUAGAGUCAACAUGCAACAUACGGAGAAGCUGCUGUGUAUACUGCUAGGCUCGCUGGUCGUGCAGUUUACGACGUCCUCCGGCUAUGGGUCGCAGGGUGGUUACGGAAGAUUGCCCGGUGGCGAGAGUGGAGCUAUUGGUCCGUACUCCAGAAGUGGUGGCGGCUACAGAGGACAUGGAGGCUACGGAGGAAAUGGCGGCUACGGAGGAAAUGGAAAUAAUGGGAUAGGAGUACAUGGCAGCUUCGGAGGAAAUGGAAAUAAUGGGAUAGGAGUACAUGGCAGCUUCGGAGGAAAUAGAAAUAAUGGGAUAGGAGUACAUGGCAGCUUCGGAGGAAAUGGCGGCUACGGCAGAGAUGGUGGCUACGGAAGAGAUGGCGGCUACGGAAGAGAUAACUACCGAGACAACCGGCACGGAUACGACACUUACAGGCGGGAGAAGGUGCGUUUGAAGAAGCCAUCCUACGGACUCGACUACUACACAUUCUACACCAGGGAAGGAGCGGCCCGUGUGCUCUACAAUGGCUUAAACGCCCUGGAGAAUACCGUCGACGCAACGACCGACAAGCUCAAGUCCGGAUUCCGCCACGGCUGGAACAAGUACGACUACUUUAAAAAUAAUUUAAAAAAAAAACUGAACAAGAGCCAGCGCCGUCACUAUGAUGACGACUAUAUGUAUGACGACUAUAAGCACUAGUGCGAAAGAACUCGACUAAUGACGAUGUGGAAAUGAUAGAUGAGUGUGCAUCCCCGAGGUAGCACUAACUAGGGCGGUCGUUCUACGAGCACUGCUGGGAGCGUGUGUCUCCCAACAUUACGGCCAAGUGUGAAUGUGUGUGUGUGUGUGUGUGUGUGUCUGUGGAUGUGUGUAUGUAUGUAUGUAUAGCUAUAUGUACGACUAUGUACUCUCGAACGCUUCGAGAGAAAUAUCAGGGACGGUUGUAUAAAUACUGAGCGGCCUCAACUAUCAGGGCGGACUGACAUUAUUUUACUUACUUAAAACAUUUCGAGAACUAACCCCGAUAACUACGAAGGUUUGCAUAAUUUUACAGUAGCUACUGUGAUACGUACGCAUCAGCCACAAUCAUGCGAUGUGGUAACUGGAGUGGGCUCUAUAUAAAGGUAAAAUAAAUGCAGAGAUCAGAUA